Molecule: messenger RNA, 810 nt
Organism: Acanthopagrus latus (yellowfin seabream)
Lineage: Eukaryota; Metazoa; Chordata; Actinopteri; Spariformes; Sparidae
Exons: 2
Coding region: 37-654 (205 amino acids)
Source: RefSeq, a predicted model, not a curated record
GCGCUGGAGUCAGGCCUGGUGGUGCUGGUGCAGGCUAUGGACCAGGAGGUGUUGGACCAGGUGGUGCUGGUACAGGCUAUGGACCAGGUGGAGUUGGACCAGGUGGUGCUGGUACCGGCUAUGGACCAGGUGGUGCUGGUACAGGCUAUGGACCAGGUGGAGUUGGACCAGGUGGUGCUGGUACCGGCUAUGGACCAGGUGGAGUUGGACCAGGUGGUGCUGGUACAGGCUAUGGACCAGGUGGAGUUGGACCAGGUGGUGCUGGUACCGGCUAUGGACCAGGUGGUGCUGGUACAGGCUAUGGACCAGGUGGAGUUGGACCAGGUGGUGCUGGUACAGGCUAUGGACCCGGAGGAGUUGGACCAGGCGGAGUCAGACCUGGUGGUGCUGGUACCGGCUAUGGACCAGAUGGAGUUGGACCAGGUGGAGUUGGACCUGGUGGUGCUGGUACAGGCUAUGGCCCAGGGGGAGUUGGACCUGGUGGUGCUGGUACAGGCUAUGGCCCAGGGGGAGUUGGACCUGGUGGUGCUGGUACAGGCUACGGACCAGGCGGAGCUGGAACUGGAGGAGUUGGACCAGGUGGUGCUGGUACCGGCUAUGGACCAGGUGGAGUUGGACCUGGUGGUGCCGGCUAUGGACCAGGAGGUAGGAUGAUAGAUGACGACAGAUUAAAUGAGGACUUCGGCCUGACUUGUUAAUAACGGGCUCUAAAUAUAUUUUUCCGUGUCUGUAUUUGCAGGUUAUGCUGGAGCCAAAGCGCGAAAAUAUGGUGAGAGACAACUUAAAAAAUAAAUAUGAACCAUAUGAAAG